Triticum aestivum (bread wheat) is the source of this 708-nucleotide messenger RNA. RefSeq lists its product as uncharacterized. The record is from RefSeq and is a predicted model, not a curated record. The transcript has 2 exons. Lineage: Eukaryota; Viridiplantae; Streptophyta; Magnoliopsida; Poales; Poaceae. Bases 144 to 500 code for a protein of 118 amino acids.
AACAUAAGUUGGCUGAUCAACUGCCCAAAGAAAAAGUUCGCUGAUCGGAAAAGGAAAAACCUCAAGGCACCUCUGCGAAACGAAACCGGCAAGUCGCCCGGGCAUACCGACGAUCGACCGGCCGGCCGGCCGGAAGGUUAGCUAUGAACGCCGCCUUAAUGUGCUGCGUGGCGCGGCAAGCGCGUGAAGCAAGGGACAGGGUGGCGAUCGGUGUCCCGCUCACGGAGCCGUUGCGGAUGCGAGCAGAGGGCGAGGCCUGGGUGGCGAUCGGCGUCCCGCUCAUCGAGCCUCGUCCGCGGCGCAAGCCUAGCCCCUGGGAGACGCCUUUAAUAUGGUUUUUUGCGAUCACCGGUGGAAUUGUAUUUACCAUUAUGAUCGUCAUAAUGGAUGCGUCACUUGGUGCGAAAAUAGUUUCUAUAUGCUUAUUAUGGGCUUUUUUCAUGACUGGAGCACUCUGGAUUUUGUAUGAUCUCCGCCAUGCUCCAGAGGACAUAACAUAAUUCCUAUCGCUUCACUUCAAGGCUGGUUUUCUUGAUUGUUGUAAUAAUAUUCUCCAUCCGUCUCAUAAUGUACAUGCGCACACACACAAUAUUAAUGCUUUUUUCAUACUUUUUUUGUUUAAUAUUGUGGAUGUCGAUAUUUUUUCUCUGAACUUGGUCAAAGUUAAAGAAAUUUGACUUACAAAAAAACUAAUACUGCUUUUAUUCU